Molecule: messenger RNA, 552 nt
Organism: Eremothecium sinecaudum
Lineage: Eukaryota; Fungi; Ascomycota; Saccharomycetes; Saccharomycetales; Saccharomycetaceae
Product: CinA family protein
Exons: 1
Coding region: 1-552 (183 amino acids)
Source: RefSeq, a predicted model, not a curated record
AUGCCGUUUGAGUUCCCUCCAUCAGAUGUGCAACCAUUAGUCCAGGAGAUUGCUGAAAUCCUGAUCUCAAGAAAUGAAACAAUUGCGGUCAGUGAGGCUGCUUGUGGAGGUCUUAUGUCUAGUUUUUUGGUUUCUGUUCCGGGCGCAUUACGCUGGUUCCACGGCGGGACUCUGGUAUACAGCUUAAACUCGCGCCUGAAGCUUAGUGGAUGGUCUGAAGAAGAUAUAAAAUCAUAUACAGGACCUAGUCCUAAAGUUGCUCUUCGUUCAGCUCGAAACUUGAGGUUCGAACUAGGUGCAACAUAUGCGUUGUCAGAAACCGGCUUUGCCUCCAGAUCCAAGGAUUUAACAAACGACUACGGCGAGCAGGAUGUUGGUACCGUGUACAUUGGUCUUACUGGACCUAACGGCGAUCAAGUGAUCACAUUCCACACCGGUAUUGAGGAAAGAUGUGAAAAUAUGAGGAUUUUUGCAACUAAGGGUCUCGAAUUUCUAUUAAAAGUUCUAAAAGAAGCUGAAAAUAGCACUACAGACAAUGAAUCAGACGAAUAG